Messenger RNA from Bolinopsis microptera, 1269 nucleotides. RefSeq names its product cathepsin D-like. Bases 80 to 1135 code for a protein of 351 amino acids. The record is from RefSeq and is a predicted model, not a curated record. The transcript has 2 exons. NCBI's taxonomy places the organism in Eukaryota, Metazoa, Ctenophora, Tentaculata, Lobata, Bolinopsidae. Gene Ontology annotation, molecular function: aspartic-type endopeptidase activity. Gene Ontology annotation, biological process: proteolysis.
CACAAAUUAAAUUUUCUGUUGGUGUAGAACGUUGCUUCGCAUUCAAAAAAACCCAGUCAAUUUUAAAUCUGAGCUGAAAAUGCUGAAAUUGUUUCUACUGAACCUCGUUCUGUCCAUUAUCCUCCAACUCUGCCUAUCUCUCAAAGAUGGUAGCGUACAAAUACCAGUAACCGACUCAUACCUCACCCCCACAACCAUCCUCGCUAUCGGACCCGACACCGACCAAACAUACCUCCGAGUGCUACUCAGCACGGCCAGCUCUGAGACCUGGGUCCCAAGUGUGGACUGUAACCCCUUGUUUACUUGGUGCCGCCAGCACCGCCACUACAACUACAAAGAGUCCAACACCUACGUGGACAGCCACCGGAACUUCACCACUCACUUCCUGGACCACGAUCUUACAGGUCGUGUUACGUCUGAUCGGGUAGAGCUUGGUGAGGAGGUGAUACUGGACUUUGAGUUCGGGGAGGCGAUCUCUUCGCAUAUAGACUUUACCUACUCUGAACAUGAUGGUGUUGUUGGUCUAGGACCUAAGAAAACUUGUACAACCGGCACUCCCCUCACAGUACGACUGUUAAACGCUGGUCUGGACGAUGCGGUGUUCUCUUUCUCCUUCUCCUCUGAUGACAAGGGUAGUCUAGUGAUAGGAGAAGUACAGCAUGAUAAGUACACUGGAAAUAUUGUCUGGAGUAAGAUAGUUAGUGAAGAGCGCUGGCAGAUAACCUCAGACAGCCUUAGAAUUGGGUCCAGCACUCUGUGUGGAGCGGAGUGUGUUACUGAGUUUAACACGGAGAUUGAGAUGAUAAUCGGUCCUACCGAUCAAGUUGAGCAGAUAUACAAACUGCUGGAUGCUAGAGAAAUCCCUGGAGUCACCAUCAGGAGUGUGGAAUGCGCUAAAGUUGAUAGUUUUCCGGAUCUUACUUUCUCCGUGAAAGGACACCAGUUGACGAUAACCUCUGAGGACUAUGUAGAAAGAUCUGAAGUAGUCCACAAGGUUGAGCUGUGUUUCCUCAUGAUAACCGCGGUAGAAGAAGAGGUGGAUGAUCGGUGGAUCAUGGGAACUUUAGCACACAAGGCUGUGUAUGUGGUUUACGAUUUCGGGAGAAACCAAGUUGGCCUGGCUGAGGCUGCUUAAACGCUUCAAAUUAGGAUAUUUCGAAUAAGUUGGAUCAAUUUUGUUCAUAAUUUCCCAUGCUAUAUUUUCAUUAAUUCUAAAUCUAUUCUUAAUGGUGUGUUUGCAACUUUACUGGUGUUAAUCUGUAAACUUAU